Messenger RNA from Naegleria gruberi, 3709 nucleotides. RefSeq lists its product as uncharacterized. The record is from RefSeq and is a predicted model, not a curated record. Bases 1 to 3690 code for a protein of 1229 amino acids. The transcript is spliced from 9 exons. Gene Ontology annotation, cellular component: cytoplasm; SUMO activating enzyme complex. Gene Ontology annotation, molecular function: SUMO activating enzyme activity; cysteine-type deubiquitinase activity. Lineage: Eukaryota; Heterolobosea; Eutetramitea; Acrasida; Naegleriidae. Gene Ontology annotation, biological process: protein deubiquitination; protein sumoylation.
AUGUCUGAUACGCUCCUUCUCAGUCGUCAAUUUAGUGUGUUUGGUGCCAAUGAGACUCAUCAUAUUGAAAACUGCAAGCUUUUGAUCAUUGGUUGUAAUGGAUUAGGCAAUGAAGUUGCCAAGAACUUGAUCAUGGCAGGUGUGAAGAAUGUUACUCUAUUCGAUCCGAAGGGUGUAGAAUGGAGAGAUUUAUCAGGUCUUACAUUUGUUGGUUCGAUUACAAUGAAAACCAGAGCCAAGAUCGUAAUGGAUUAUUUGAAAGAUCUUGCUCCCAAAACAAACAUCAAGGAAUCAACUGCAAAGACUUUUUCUGCAUUAUGUCAAGAAAGUUAUCUCAGAGAAUUCACUUUUGUUGUUUGUUGUGGUUAUCCUCUUUCUUUGAAUUCUAAACUUAACGAAACUUGCAGAAAGGUCGGUAUACCUUUCCUUUGCUGUGAUUCAAAGGGAGUUUUGAGUUAUGUUUUUGAAGAUUUGGGUGAAAAUUAUACCUACAUUGUUGAUGAUGGUAAAACAAAUUAUGACACCUCAAUUCCUAUUGUUUCCAUUCAAAAAGUUGAGAAUUCUGAUAACAAAUAUCAAAUUAUGUGUACUUCUACCUUGAGUGAUGGGGUUCUUGUUUCAUUCCAUCAAAUUGUUAACAAAUCAAUGGGUGAGGUCAGUGUUGAGGCAAAGAAUGACAAGUCAAUUGAAACUUCUGAGCAUCUUAAAGAAGAAUCUAUUGAUAAGGCUGCAACAACGUCUUCUGCCCCUGAAGUGAGUAAUGAAGGGGAAGUUGAAACUGAAAAGCAAGAAAACAUUCCACUUGAACAAACAAAACAAAACGAAUCCAAUAUGAAUCCUCAAAAUUCCCAAGUCGAAGAAGAGAAACCAUUGGAAGAAUUGAUUAAUCAUUCCAAGGACAGUUUCUUUUACAAUAGAAGAAAGCCAAUUGACAAUUUACAACUAAUGUGCUUGAAAGUAUAUGAUAUCUUUGUUCAAGAAAAUGGACGUUCUCCACUUCCAUGGAACACUAAAGAUUGUACUCAAUGCAAGGAUUUAUCAAUUCAGCUUAUCAAUUCCUAUAUUAAUAAUGAUAUCGUUGAAGACCUCAAAGCAAAUAUUGCACCAUUGAAUGCCAUGGUUGGUGGUCUAGUUGCCCAAGAAACCUUGAAAUCCAUCUCCAGAAAGUACACUCCUCUCAAAGAUGAUCGAGCCCUUAAUCAAUUCCUUUUCAUUGACAACUUUAAUUUGGGUGAUACUUUGGAAGAAUCAAUAAUGAAGGAAAAUGUUCAAAAUCUUAGAGGAACAAUCUAUGAAGGUGUUUCCCCACUUCUUACUGAGAGGGCAAUUUCACAUUUGAACGGAAUGAAUGUUCUUGUGGCUGGUGCAGGUGCUGUUGGUUGUGAGGUUUUGAAAAAUCUCUCUUCCAUGAUGGUGAGCACAAACAAGAACUCUUCGAUUCAUGUAGUUGACUAUGAUCGUGUUGCUCCUUCAAAUCUCCACAGACAAAUUUUAUUUAGAGAUUCAGAUGCCAAAUUAAUGGAAUUUAAGGCUAUUGCUGCGAGUAGAAAGCUCAAGCAAAUGAAUCCAGAUUUGAAUUUGAUUGCCAAAACUGAGAAAUUAUGCUAUGAGAGUGAAGAGACUGAAUUUCCUGAACAAUUCUGGCAGAAUGUCAAUGUCAUCUUUUCAUGUGUUGAUAGCAAGGAUGCAAGAGGUUAUUUAAGCGAUAAAGCUCAAAUCCUUCACAUUCCCAUGAUUGAAGGUGGUACUGAGGGAUCUAAAGGUUCCUCUCUCAUCAUUCACGAACAAGUUGCAGGUUAUGGAUCCUACAUGAAUCUGAAUGCUUCAAGAGAGGAGGAAGUUGUAAUCAAUAAUGCAUGUAUUCCAUCCUUUGCAAUUUAUAAACCAGAGCAAGCCAUAAGAAAGGCAGUAGAACUUUUCACAUGGUUCUUUAAGGAAAAUGUUGAAGUUGUGAAUUUGCUUGGCAAACAUGAUCUUUCUGAUGAGAAGGUUAAAGAAAAUUAUGAAAUGUAUAGAGAUGGUCUUGAGAAACCAGAAAAAAUGUCCAGACAACUCUUUAAUAUAUUGUUUGAGGAACAAAUUAAUGAAGCUGCUGCCAAAUAUAAUGAAAUCAAUGAGAAGGAUGAUGUCAAAUUAUUGUUGAGAAAACCACCCAUUCAAGAAAAAUUCAAUGCUCAUGACGAAUCCCAUUUAAGAUUCCUCAAAGCAUCCAAUGCUAUCAUUAAGGAAUUUAAAAUCAAAAAGAAAAAGCUCACACCUAUCCAUUUUGAGAAAGAUGAGGAUUCUCAUUUGGAAUGGAUUGUUUCCUGCUCUAUUCUAUUGUCCAAAUGUUAUGGAAUAUUCCAUAAUGGAGAGAGAGAAUUUGUUAGAAGAGUUGCUGGACAAAUUAUCCCUGCCAUCAUUACAACCACUUCAAUGGUCUCAGGUUUCAUGUGUCUCAAUUUGUUCAAGUAUGUCCAGACUGGAUAUAAGAAUCUCAGUAAUUUGGAUUUUAAUACUGCAAGUAAUGGAUAUAGUUUCCAUCAUUGUGUUCAAAAACUGAAGAGUCCAGUCCCUGGAAAGUUAAUUUCCAACUUUGAAACAGUUUCAGAUUUUGUAAUUUAUCCUUCCACAACAAUUACUGAAUGGGUUGACUUUGUAAAGAGAAAGUAUGAAAUUGGAGUUGAAAAGAUAACAAUCUAUCCAAAGUUUGAUGUUUAUGACUUUGGAUCUCUUCCAUGGGGUGAAACAUUUUAUGAAACUUUCAGCAAGAAUAGAACAAUGCAAAAGAAAGAAUGGAUUACCCUCAUCAGUGAGACAUACAUUGAUGGUUUUCCAUACAGUUUCAAAACUCAAGUCAGAGUUUCUGUUCCACUCAAACUGCAAAAUGUUGAAGGAUCGUGUUAUUUGAAUUCUGCAUUGCAAGUUUUGCAUUCAUGUCAUGAAUUUGUUGAGCAAUUGAGAAAUAGCUCACCAACAACACCUGUUGCAAAGGUUUUGAAAUCUGUUUUUGAGGAUAACUUUUCAAGAUCCAAAAUUAAUGAACUCAGACGAUUGACAAACAGAUCAGACAAAUAUUCAGGAGAUACACCAAAAUAUGUGAGAUCAAUUUUUACUGAAAUUUUAGGAGAGGAAGAAAUUGAUAGUGAACUCAUCGAUUGUAAACUGGUUGACUAUUUCAGUUGGAAAUCUCCUCAAAUUUGUGAUGUUUGUGAAGAGUGUCAACAGUCUAUUAGAGGACCUAUCAGACCCAUUUCCUCUCAAGUUCUUCUACUUCAAGGAAAUCCAAAAGUUUCCACUGAACAAUUACUGAACAAUAGUUUCUGUUUCGAUUCCAAUAACAAGUGUCAAUGUGGAGGUAAAAUUUUCAGACACAAAAUAUUCCAAUCCUGCCCAGAAUAUCUUCUCUGUGAAAUUGAAAAUCCACAACAAAAGUGGAUUCCAAACAAUUCUAUCGAAACCAAAGUUUAUAUUGAAACAGUUGACUGUACUUAUGAACUAGUUGGUGGAGCCAUUUAUAGUGGAAAUAGAAGUGGUGGACAUUGGAGAGCCUACUCAAAACAAGCUUAUGGUUGGUUUAGUUGUGAUGAUUCAAUGGUUUCCUAUAUUGGAACAACUAUUCCAAGUUCAUACUUGUUAGGAAGUGCCUUUGUGGCAUAUAAGAAAGUUGGCAAUGAUCCAACAAAUGAAGAUGAAAUGGUUGAUGAAUAAACUAAUGUACAAUUUAUUG